AUGAGUAGAAGAUAUGAUUCAAGAACAACGAUUUUCUCCCCAGAAGGGAGAUUAUAUCAAGUUGAAUAUGCACAAGAAGCAAUUAGUCAAGCAGGUACUGCAAUUGGUAUAUUAACUACCGAAGGUGUUGUUUUGGCCUGUGAAAAAAAGAUCACUUCUAAACUUUUAGAUAAUGACGGAACAGCAGAAAAAUUAUAUAUUAUCAAUGAUUCCAUGAUUGCAGCAGUAGCAGGUAUGACUUCCGAUGCCAGUAUAUUGGUAAAUAAUGCCAGAGUUUAUGGACAACAAUAUUUAAAGACUUAUAAUGAAUCAGUACCUUGUGAAAUGUUAAUUAAAAAAAUUUGUGAUAUUAAACAAGGUUAUACUCAACAUGGUGGUUUAAGACCUUUCGGUGUGAGUUUCAUUUAUGCUGGUUAUGAUGAUCGUUACGAAUUUCAAUUAUUUACUUCAAAUCCUUCAGGUAAUUAUAGUGGUUGGAAAGCAACUUCAAUUGGUGCUAAUAAUUCUGCUGCUCAAACUUUAUUAAAGAAAGAUUACAAGGAUGAUUUAACUUUAAAACAAGGUUGUGAAUUAGCCAUCAAAAUCUUAUCCAAAACUAUGGAUUCAUCUAAUUUAAAUAGUGAAAAAGUCGAAUUUGCAACUUUAUCAAAAGGUAAAGAUGGUAAGAUUAUCCGUAAAAUUUGGAGCGACAAAGAUAUUGACUUAUUAAUUAAAGAAACUGGUGUGUUAGAUGCCAAAGAUGACGAAUAG
Molecule: messenger RNA, 750 nt
Organism: Yamadazyma jaroonii
Lineage: Eukaryota; Fungi; Ascomycota; Pichiomycetes; Serinales; Debaryomycetaceae
Source: the annotation of a GenBank genome assembly